AUGGAUGCGCAACUUGUUUCGAAAUCAAAUUUAGAAGAGUUACGUGCUCGUAUGAAGGAAUUAUAUCAAGAUGCUGAGAGACUUAUGACAGACUACAAAAAUCGAGAUUUGUUGAAAUUGAAAAGUGCUGACAUUGACAAACGGUUCACCGAGUAUUCAAAUGCUCAUGAAAUUCAUGUGAGUACUUUACGUUCUGAAGAAGAUCGGAGAAAUGUCAGCGAAUUUUUCCAGUGUGAACUGCGCGAGUUUCAAGAAUUUAAUGUGCACUUACGUGAUUGGUUCAAAAAGAGUGACGCUGAUGGUCAUAAAUCAUCGACACAUAGCCCUAAAGCACGUUCUUUAAUUUCUGGGAAAAGUUCCCGUCGUUCGUGUGCCAGUUCAAGUUCGAGUACUAAACGUACAGAAGCCAUUGCCAUCAGAGAACUUGCUCAUGCUAGUAUUUGGCAGCAAGUAGAAAAGGAUGCCGCAAAAAAGCGAGAAGAUGAUGCGAAAAUGGCAGCGGAGAAAAUGAAAUUAGAUGCCCAACUUGAAGCCGAAAGGCUAGAGCAAGAAGCACAAAAGCUUAAACAAGAGGCUGCACAGCAAGAGCGAGAAGCUCGAAUGAAGGCUGAAAAGCUGAAACGCGAUGCUGAAAUAAGAGCUAGACAAAUUGAAGAAGAUGCUCAAAGUGGAACAAAGCGUUUGGAAUUGCAGCAUGCGUAUGAAUCAGCCUGUAUAGCAGCCGAUGUAUGGGAAAAUGCUUCGCAGGGAGACGAAGAACCACACAUCCCACCACAAAGAAACACGCAUGAUCAAUCGGCACCAAAUGUGGAAAGUUUAUUGGGCAAUAUGGCAUCUAUGUUGCAAGACGGAAUUGAUAGACCUCGACCUGAAUUAUUGCAUUUUAGUGGAAUAGAGACUGAAUAUGUCCGGUUUAUCACUAACUUCAACUUAAAUAUUGAUAGAAGAGUACAUGAUACAAGUACAAAGUUGUCAUAUUUGGUACAAUACUGCGAAGGUGAUGCGAGGGAACUGAUUAUGCACUGUACAAUGUUGCCACCCGACGAAGGUUAUAAAGAGGCAUGCGAUUUGCUCCGAAAGACAUACGGUCGACCAAUGCUUGUGGCUAGAAAAUAUUCGGAAAAGUUGACUAAAGGACCAUGGUUGAAACCUGGAGAUAACGAAGGUUUGUUACGUCUUUCUCAAACGUUAGAAGAAUGUUUAGUCACUUUGACACAUUUGAAAUAUUUUGGGGAUUUGGAUAAUUUUGAUACUAUUUUGUCCAUCGUAUUACGACUUCCUCUCAAGUUGCAGAACAACUGGAAGAAUCAGUGGCAGAAUUAG
Messenger RNA from Styela clava, 1323 nucleotides. Lineage: Eukaryota; Metazoa; Chordata; Ascidiacea; Stolidobranchia; Styelidae. The record is from RefSeq and is a predicted model, not a curated record.